Molecule: messenger RNA, 765 nt
Organism: Gossypium raimondii (Peruvian cotton)
Lineage: Eukaryota; Viridiplantae; Streptophyta; Magnoliopsida; Malvales; Malvaceae
Exons: 4
Coding region: 1-765 (254 amino acids)
Source: RefSeq, a predicted model, not a curated record
AUGGCUUCAUCAGGCUUCACACCAGCUACACCAUCAGUCUUCAAUAGAGAGAUCAGGCAGCAUGCUGAUGAAAGGACCAAGAGGCACAAGACCAUGUCCUGCAUUCAAAACUGUGUGUCAGAUGUGAUCUUUACAAGAAUCCUGGCCUAUGAGACACCAAAGCAAGCCUGGGACAAACUAAAAGAGGAGUUCCAAGGAAUUGACAGAAUAAAGCAGCAACAGCUUCUGAAUUUGAGAAGAUAUUUCGAGAACUUGAAGAUGAAUGAGGAGGAAACAGUCAAGCAAAAUAUCAUCCCUCGAAGACUCAAGGGACCUAACCAGCAUCUCAUUGACAGAGCUGAUCAAUGCUCUUUAUGCACAGGAGCAAAGAAAAGCCAGCAGGCUCGAGGAGCACCAAUAAGGUGUCUUCCAAGAAAAAAUCAAACUUUCCUUGAGCACCUCUGCCUACAAAGGAAAAAGGACUUGGAGAGACAAGCCAAAGUCAGAUGCUGCAAGAAGAAUGGAUCAACUCUGCAGGCAUUGCAAAAGACCUGGCUUGUUUCAAAUGUGUUGUUGGUGCCUGAGAUUGACAGAAAUCUGCUCAGCAUAGCUCAGCUACAGAGGAAAGUCUAUUAUGUUGUGUUCAAAGGCAAUGAGUGCCAAAUCAGUGAUCCAAGAAGAUCUAAGCUCAUGUCAGUCACCAUGGCUGAUAAAAGCUUUGUUGUUGACUGGACAAAUGGCCCAGACUCAACCUACAUAGCCUCAUUAGAUGAAUCCAAGCUUUGA